GAUCUAGAUGAAGAAAUCUACAUGAAGCUUCCACCUGGAUAUUCCUCAAAACAGGGGGACCCUUUUCCUCCUAAUGCUGUUUGCAGAUUAAAGAAGUCUUUGUAUGGUCUUAAACAGGCAUCCAAGCAGUGGUUCAUCAAGUUCUCUACAACACUCACUGCUUUGGGGUUUGAACAAUCCUACUGUGACCAUACUUGUUUCUUCAAAAUCACUAAUGUUGUUUUUCUCUGUGUCUUGGUGUAUGUGGAUGACAUCCUUAUUGCAAGCAAUACUGAUGCUGAGGUUGAUACAUUGAAACAACAAUUACAGUCUGCAUUCAAACUGCGAGAUCUAGGUCCUCUCAAAUAUUUUUUGGGCCUGGAAAUAGCAAAAUCUGCGUCUGGUAUCAUCAUUUGUCAACGUAAGUAUGCUCUUGAUCUCUUAGAUGAGACUGGUCUUCUUGGUUGCAAACCGUCAUCUGUUCCUCUAGAUCCUCAUCUGAAACUAGAAAAGGACUCUACUGGUGAAUUAGUAGAUGCCAAGGCUUAUAGACGUCUCAUAGGCAGAUUAAUGUACUUGCAAAUUACCAGACCCGAUAUUACUUUUGCUGUGAAUAAGCUCAGUCAGUUUUCUGAAGCACCUCGCACAGUUCAUCAGCAAGCUCUGCAUAAAGUCUUAGCCUACAUCAAAGGCACAGUUGGUAAAGGUUUAUGGUAAAACCAACUCUCUUUUACCGUGAUAAUACUGCAGCAAUUCACAUUGCUAAUAAUCCAGUCUUCCAUGAGCGUACAAAGCACAUGGAAAAAGAUUGCCACAGUGUCCGUGAAAGAUUGCUUGCAGGUCUCUUUAAACUGAUACAUGUUCCGACUGAAGAACAAAUUGCAGAUCCUCUCACCAAGGCAUUGUAUCCAGCUCAGUUUAAUCAUCUAGUGCGCAAGAUGAGUCUCCAUAAUCUUUACGCCCUAUCUUGAGGGGGACUAUUGAUGUAUAAGUUCUAAUAGAGUCAGUCUCUGUAAACUGGUACAAGUAUAAACCAGUACAUUAGAUUAUAUUUCUAAUUCCGGUUAAGGGUUAA
This is a messenger RNA of Arabidopsis lyrata subsp. lyrata, 1054 nucleotides long. RefSeq lists its product as uncharacterized. The transcript is spliced from 2 exons. The record is from RefSeq and is a predicted model, not a curated record. Bases 22 to 696 code for a protein of 224 amino acids. NCBI's taxonomy places the organism in Eukaryota, Viridiplantae, Streptophyta, Magnoliopsida, Brassicales, Brassicaceae.